Molecule: messenger RNA, 3975 nt
Organism: Melanotaenia boesemani (Boeseman's rainbowfish)
Lineage: Eukaryota; Metazoa; Chordata; Actinopteri; Atheriniformes; Melanotaeniidae
Product: flavin reductase (NADPH)-like
Exons: 5
Coding region: 358-1017 (219 amino acids)
Source: RefSeq, a predicted model, not a curated record
UAAACAAAGAUGGCGUCGGCGAGUGACAACAACUAAUUUGGCUAAUUUAGUUUUUUUUUUAACGGUUACACCUCUGUUUUAUUCUUAACAUUAUUGUAAUGAAUGCGAAUAGUCUUCGACGCCAAACAGCAUAUCUGUAGAACAACGAAUUUCCAUCUAAACUGCAUACUUUCAUUUAAGAAAGCUGCGAGCUACGGUUGGAGAUUCACUUUGGUUUGGUAACAGUCACAGGGGUCAUAGAAGGUUAGGUUAAAUAGUCUGCAAUUUACAACAAGUCUUUAAGGGAGGAAACCUCCACUCAGUUUGAGAGAUCCACUGAUCAGUUCGAGGAUUGACUUGAGUUCUGUGUGUCAGAGGAUGAAAAUCGCUUUGCUUGGAGCCACUGGGCAAACUGGACAGUAUCUGGUCAAACAGGCACUGGAGCAGGGUCACACAGUCACCGCCAUCGUCAGAAACCCAGCAAAGCUCACAGUGCAUCAUGACAACCUCAAGGUGGUGAAGGCUGAUAUUUUCUCAGCAGACAGUCUGAAGACUCAUUUCAAAGGACAGGAUGUGGUUAUGUCCUGCCUCGGCUUCCCAGCAUCCUUCUUUUCGGGGGUCACAGGCUACACCAUGUCCAUGGCUGCGGUGGUCAGUGCCAUGCAAGAAACUCGUGUCAACAGGGUCAUCACCAUGACUUCCUGGUACACCGAUCCUAACUCUGGAACUCAGUCUUCAUACUUUAUCCGGUUCCUGCUGCUGCCCCUGAUCAGAAGUGUCCUCACCAACAUGUAUGAGAUGGAGCACUUCCUGAAAAAGACAGAGGACAUCAACUGGACAGUAGUUCGACCCCCUGGCCUCAAGAACCUGCCAGCCACAGCUCAAGAGUUUCUGACCCAUGAGGGAUACUUUGUGCCAGAGAGCAACGGUCAGCCGGCACGCAGCGCAGUGGGAAGAGGCGACGUGGCUCGCUUCAUGCUCUCUCUGCUCAACAGUAACGCCUGGGUCAAGCAGGGAGUCGCCAUCACCACUAAGUGAAGAGGAAGAUGCCAGUGUCAGCUCAUCAAAAUGACAGAAAAAGCAAUGUUUCAAAUAAUGUUUUUCAAAUAUUAAUGUUUUAGUCCAAAAAGCUGUUUUUACAAAAUUAAAUCCUCACAGCAUCCAUUCAUAAAUACUUUACAUAAGCUUUGAAUCAGUAUGUAUAGUAAUGUCACCCAUGUCUGCAGUUCUGAUUAGCUUUACAUGGCUAUUUAAGUGCCUAUAAUAUGCUUGUUUGUGCUGUACAUUUUUUUUAUCGUUUUUUUCAUACCCUUUUUUAAAGCUUCAGUCUGAAAUGCUCCAUUUUAAAGACUCCCUCUUGAAAAGCAUAGUGUUAUUCUCUCUUUCAGUAGCAGUAAUAAUGAAGUGGUAAAAAUCAGCUUAAUCACUGACACUUCACUUUGCUUAGAUUUUUUUUAAAAGUAGUGCAAAGGGAAUUAGGUUUUAACUAAAGCAAACAACACUAUAAAGACAGGCUUUUCAAAAACUCAAAAAUUUCAGUGUUGUAAACACUGCAAACAAAAGCCUGACUGUGCCCGGAAUUGAUCUAAAUCUUGAACAUGAAGCAAAUAAAGCCAGAACUGUCUUCAUGGUGAGUUACAGCCACAGCUGGAGGAGGAAAACGUGUUUUUAUAAUAUUGGAUGAACUGGCACUUCUAAUUUCUAACAGAUUUGGCCUUUUUACUGCCUCAUAUCAUCCACCUGAUGAAUGUCUUUUUAUUAACUUUGGUUUAACUUUUUGCUUUUAUGUGUUGGAAAAACACAUAUAUUAUUGUUUGUGUUGCUAUUAUCAUUGACAGUAUGUUGACAGAAGGCAAAAAGUAUAGUUACUCUCAUAUUUACAUGUGCGUGUAGUAACCACUGCAGUAUCGUGCCAUAUUUAAUUAUUAAACAGUAACUUGAUUUAACAAAAAUAUGUCUAUUUUAUCUUACAUAUUCUAGUAGAUUUCUCUUCAUGAGUGAAGAUGCGUUACACCAUUUAUUAACUGAGUACAGGAAGUACUUUAUGUCAAAGAAAGUUUCCAGGCAGGUCUGAAAAGUUGAACGACCUCUGAACUCUCCUGAUCUAAGAAGAAAUUAAGACAUGCAAGGCAGUAAUAUGCUGUGACGUCAAAGAAGAUGUUUGAUAUGAGCUGUCAAAGAAAAUGUCAGCAGCUUAUCAAAUCUAAAUCUUAAUUCCAGGUUUUGGCUACACAUGGCUCAUUGCUCAGCUGCAGCAUUUUUAUUGAAUGAUGAGAGAACUUUAUCCAGGAUUUCAGCAGUUAUCUCACCAGAUAGUGACGUAUGCAAAAAGCCAGGAUAUUUGAGUUACUAAAAUUUUUUAUACAAGGAUGAAACGAUCGCAUUUACAUUCCUAAAAAUAUUCAAGCCUCAUAUUCAGAUUAUUAGUGACUUUUUAGUUAGUUUUUACAAGUAACAUAAACAAGCAUAGCUUAUGAACAGAAAAAUCAUGGAUGUUCUUGCAUGCUAAAUGUUUGUAUUUACCAUUCUGUUAUUGCUCACCCUCUAGACCCACCAUUUGAGUUAUGCUGAAGCGAAAAACAAGGUUCAAGAAUGCAUUUUGCUUUAUUUCUUAAUGUAAAGGAAUUUUUAAUUUGGUUUGAGGAAACUAUAGGCAUGUCAUUUUAUCACAAGGACCAGCAGGGAUAGGCAACAACAUCCAGAAACAACAAACAAAUAAAUAAUAAUAAUAAUAAAAAAAAGUGAUCGACAUUGUGCAAGACCUAAAUUCAGGUGUUGUCUCCAUUUGUGCUUUUAACUAUUGUCUUUGUGUUUGUCCAACUGUUGUCCAUUUGUUUAGCUUGUUAGCAUGCUAGCACUUCCUAGCACUAAGUUCAGCAGAAGAAAAAGUUAUUAAAUGCUUUAACUAGAUGACAGAACUCAUAUGCAAAUAAAAAUAAUGAGGUUAGUUACGUAGAUUUGCAAAAGUGUAAACCAUUUAAGAAUUGUUCUCUAACUGGGGCACUGUACAAGUACCUGCCAAAAUGACCCUUUUACUCUAAAAUUUAUUUAAAUCAUUAUUAUGGUUCUUCAAGCAUUCAUUUAAAAGGAGUAUUCUUCGUUAUGGAGGAUGAACAAUUUUGUUGUUAAAAAAGCUGGAUAGCAAUUUAUGACCGAGACUUCAAAACAACCAAUAUAAUUUCAAACUGGAUUGAACCGGCUGUAAAUGCUUGGAAGAGAUUAUCACACCAUUUAUUUAUUUUUUCUGUCAUAAGACGAGUAGCUGCAUUUUGUCCAGUCUGCAGGCGAAAAAAUGAUGACUGAACUUUUACACUAAUUUUAAGGCUGGAUUGUCAUAACUCGACCCGGUUUAGUUGUUAACAGUGUUAAUAGUUUUUUGGCAACCAUGGUUACAAAGUCAAGCUAUCGGACUAAAUUUUCAUAAGGUUUUCAGAUAUUUGAUAAAAUAAUUUUCACAUUUGAUAAUUAAACAAGAUGAGGAUCAUUUACACAACUUGUCAAUCUAUAUGCAGAUACUUUAUUGCCAGUUUAUAGUUUGUCUUUUUCUUCUUUUUUUAACAAUAUAUUAUAGAAAUCUUUAAUCAGUCAAAUGUAGCAUGAAUAUGCUCAUCUCAGCAGUUUACCAGUGUUAGUAGUAAUGGAGGUGAUUGUUAAGUAGAUUGUCAUCUGAGAGUUUCUGAGAAAGUAAUAAUGAAAGAAAAUAAUUAAAUGUCUUUAAUUCUGUUGUCCAAAUCACCUGAAUUUUAUAUUGACAAUCAUGGAAAAUCUAUCACAAAAUAAAUAUUUUCUUUAUCUGUCAAACUGUACAUAGAGAAGCAGAAAUUCAUGUGUGAUUUACAAUUUGCACAUAUAGUGAUUAACUAAAUACAGACACCCGAUGUUAUUUUUACAUUAUAAAAACAACUACUACCAGUUUUCAAGAUAAGGAUUUUCUCAUGUACACAACUUGUAACCUAGCGCUGUAAAACCUUUAAAUAGAUACUGCUACACCAGAAA